ACUAGCCACCAAAGGAGAAUGCUUGCACUGAGAGAACAGUAAAUGGGAAAAGUCCCACAGUGCCAGAAGCAUAACGUAAAAAAGGUCUGUGCUGGAGAAUGCAGGUGGUCUGAAAAUGGCAAAGGGAAACGAAAAGCAGCCAAAUGCCGGCCGUCAGCCACCGAAAGUAAUUCGGGUUAUGCAGGAUUUUGCUCUUAGCGGCUUAGCGGCAUCACUGUCGCACAUCCCUCAUCAUCCGCUCUACACACUCAAGUCCCAUAUGAUGUUUUAUGGAAAAGGAUUCAGCAUGAAACAAUUUCUGGUAAUUUCGCUUGAGAGCAGGGGCACCUUCUUGAUGCGAGGUGUCAUGGUACGAUCCAUUGGAAUCGCUCCAGAAAAAUCAUUCAAAAUCAUGGGCUUGCAGGGAGGAACGCACUUGGCCAACUACCUUUUCCCUCAGUGUUCCAAAGGUUUUGAAUGGGCAUUUGCAGGGUCAGUGGCCGGAGCAGCAACAACCAUCAUUGGUUGUCCCUCAGAACGCAGCAUGGUUCUGGCCCACAUUGAAGGGAAAACAUUCUGGGAAGUGGUGCGCACAAAGGGAGUGAGGGUAUUGUACAACGGAGCUAUGGCCACGCUCUACCGUGACAUCACUUUCAACUCCUGUCUUUUUACCGGGAGAGGAUACAUAAUGAAGCUUUACAAAAAUAAAUAUGGAGAAGAGCCAAGCUCUUUUAAGAAGGUGUGGAUCGGAUUGCCUGCAUCUGUGUUUGCUGGAGUCGUUGCUUGCCCUUUCGACGUGGUAAAGACAAGGAUACAGGGGACAGAGAAGCUAGGCAUGCUUGUGACACUAAUUUCAGGAUAAUGGCCGAUCUUUACUUCCCCUCUCUAGGUGAUGCUAAGAGGCGGAGACCACUGCUCCUCAUGCGUCAGUUAGUGAGAGAAGAGGGAGCUCGCAGCCUGUUCAAAGGCCUUUUGCCUCGUCUCAUUGCUGUUCCACUCUACAUGUCUGUCUUUGUCACCAUCAACGAAGACCUGGGGUGGCGCCUUCUGGGUAGAGAGAUCAUCCCGUGAUGCCAUGUACAUUUUACAAUAUCAGCCAAAAAUAGAUGCUGCCUGUGUUUGUAAGUUUGUAUAAUGAUAUUAUUUUUGCUUGCUUUGCUUGUAUGCCUUAUUUUAUACUACA
Molecule: messenger RNA, 1162 nt
Organism: Geodia barretti
Lineage: Eukaryota; Metazoa; Porifera; Demospongiae; Tetractinellida; Geodiidae
Source: the annotation of a GenBank genome assembly